AUGUCCUCACCAAACCGAUCUGCUGCUGUUUCGUUAGAUGUGGACUUGCACCGUGAGCAAAAAGCGCUCGAGGUACUCGAUCGAACACCGCAAGAUCUGCGCGGAAACAGCAGACCAUUUGGGGACAUUACCGAUACUGCUUGCAGGAGCCUUCAGGCAAACACUGCCUGCAAUUCCUACAUCGGCAACAGCGGACGAAACAAAUGCCAGCCUGAAAUUCUCUUCUUUGUGGCGCCAAAUCCAGAUGGUGGAACUAACUACAAAUAUGUUUGUCCAGCUGCAAACCACCGAUCAGCUGAGGUAUUCUCACAGUAAUUGCUGGCAUUGGGGAAUGCAACGGUGCCCGCUGAUCCGACUUCAGGAAGGAUUUCCCUACGUCUAAGCUUCGGCAGUUUAGUGUCCUCAAAAGAAGAAUUGGCUGAAAAUGUGUUUCCCACUAUUCAGACCACUUUCGCCAAUCACGACUGAUUGAGCGCACGAGCAAUUCUUGCGGCCAAGAACAAACACGUGUACCAUCUUAACCACAUUAUUCAGCCUAAGAUUCAAAGCCAGGCAGUCACAUACACGUCCGUUGACACUGUCUUGGAAGCAGACGAGGCAGGUUAAUUAUCCAACAGAGAUUCUGAAUUCACCUGAACCACAGCAACGCGUGUCGGGGUCCAGCUGUUAUAUAAUAGCUUGGAAUAGCUGAUGUCCAGGGUAAGAGAUUAUCAAAAGGUCCGUUAAAACAUAGUUGCCUCUUUUGGAAGUUUCAGACGGACAACUCAAGCCAUGGGAUUUCUUAUGGCCUUAAUCUCCCAUUGAAAGUCUUGCGGCGUUAUUCUGUUCGAUAUGACAUUAAGGAUGUCUCUGCCAGAAGGCCUGAAUAACUGGCGAAGAUACAGCAAACGGUAGGCAUUGUCGAUAAUGAACCAGAAAUGUGAGUAAUUAGAUGUAAUCUACCGUUGUAUUUUCACAUAAAAUUAUCAUUUUUUGUUAGUUGUAGCGGUAGGAUCUUUGCCACUCAUUUGUUUUAACCAGCCACCACCACGUCCAUGCGUUUAUGUUUUGGUUUAUCGGUUGCACUCCUCUCAGGUUUUAUCCGCAUGCUGUGUAGAUAGACGAUAUACAUUAGAAAGGGUAGGUAUUGCACAUGUGCAGGGACAAAUGAAUGCAGUCUUCUUUUGUAUAUAUAUGACGUAUUCCGCAAUACAAUUUUAUGAUUUUAUUAACGAUCACUGUCUAGCUGUUGGUUGCCGGAGACCUUAUUACAUAUGUAAUAAAGGAAAUAUUUCCUUUAGUUCAGUAUAUUCUAAAAGUAAUAAGCGAUGCUUUUGUAAACCCUAUUGAAAACGGUACAUGCAAUAUCUAGCUUAGAUAAACACGGUACUAAAAUGGUGCCAAUGAUAUAUACAUUCAACAGGAUAUUGUCUUUAGAAAUGCAGGACCGUAACUUGAUCGAGAACCCUCGAUUGUUCUCGUCAUAGCCCUGUGCACAGCCCCGCCCAUAUCGGUCAUAGCCCCUUCUGGCCCCGGGGGCUUGACGGGUCCGGACAGAGCUGGAGCUAGCUGGGCCAGUUGUAGGUGAUAACGACAAAGUGUAAUGACAACCAUCCGCAUUAGCGGUAGGUGUAUGCAAGGCGUUGGUUUGGUAUAACAGAACUGUUCUGUCCAGACAAGAGGCACUUUCCAAGCAAAUAUACAUCUAGUCCUUGUUUAAAUGUCCUCGUGGACUCCGCCAUUAUUACGUCACCGAGAGGCCCGUUCUAGGCACCGACGACUCGCCGUGAAAAAGAGUACCUGCGAACGUCCAGAUGGCAUCGGGAUCCUCGCAGUUUACGAGAGUUCCCACGCAGGUUUGUUGUUGUGGCCAAGAUGAAAAAUCAUUGAGGUGUAGGGCACAAUCCCGGUUCCUCAAAAUCCGGUACGCCUUUAUGAGAUCUCCCGGGAUCUGCCGGUACUCAAGAGGAAAUAGGUUAAGGCCAUUAAGUCUGCAGUUGCAAGGUAAAGUCUUAAGGCCUUUCGCAAUUUUGACACGGGCCAUGCGCCUUUUUGAUGGCAUUUUUGAAUGCUUCUCCCAGUUUCUGCCUAUCGAACUUAUUGUCCGAAUUCCACCUGUUGAAGGAAUUUGAAACAAAUUGCUUUAAGUACACAGGACAGAAGCCUUGCCAGGAUAACAUCAAAGGGGGGAGGACCAAAUUUGGUUCGCGGAUCCCUUCCCGUAGGUCGGUUUUAUGUAUAAUUACGCACGGAAAGUGGUGUUUUUGCUUAUAUAGUAAUAUUAAUAAGAUGAUAUCUCAUUUACGACUAUUAUACCGUAUAAAGAGGUGUAUUUACUAAAGAUCAUCUGUGGCAAGUUGGCAUGACUAGGCCUUUUGACCCUUUUUAUGUGGGCGGUCAUGUGCCUUCUUAAGGACAUUUUUAAACCCCUCAAACUUCUGACAGUCGGACCGCCGGGCGUUAUUUUAACGUUAUAGUUUCUCCAUAUAUAUAAGGCGCCAGCCUUACCAGGACUGCCGCGUAUGUGGUAGAUCCGUAUACGCUACAUGUUGUGUUCUUGCCUUGAAAAUCUAUGCAAGAAAAGUUGCCAUGCUGUCGCCACCGAAGUAGGACUAGUUGGAAAUCUGCGCAUUGCAGUUACGUUUGGUGGAACAUUUACCACACACUACACAUAUCUGGUCACCGCAAGCGCAUCUGGAAAUUGAUCGAAAUCAACUGAAGUCACAAUCUGAUGGAUAAGAGGCUCGCCUGUUACGUCUACUGAUUCAGAAGAAUUUGCAAGCAGCGGCAUGUCGGGCUUAGUGGCCAUUAUUUGCAUUGCGAGAUUGGACAUAUUCGGCAACAUCUGGCCCAAUCUGACGACUAGUAUAACGUUCGCCUUGGAAUCCAGAAACUACAGGAAAUCACCCCUCUAUUCCAUCGUCCCACGCGAAUUUUGUCCACUGUGGCAUGACAACCGGAUUUUUUGGCGACUUGGGGCCAUGAUCUACGCGUUUUGGCUGGAUUUAUCGAGGACUAGUGACGCCGAGGGGUGCAUACUAGUAGAUUGACGCGUACUGGUAAAAUCCUGUUCUCCUCCUCACGUGUCUAAAGGUUCGCCUCUCCUCCGUGCCCAUAACGCCCGAGUCUCGAGAAAUUACGUAUACCAAACAAAACCAAGACUCGGGGCACACGACUCCUGUGUCGCCAUGCAACCUUAGUCAACAAAGGGGACAUUAGGACAUGGCCACCCUUUAAGUCCCCAGUUUGCGAGGCAGCCGAGAUUAUUCAAAAAUCCACCCACCGACUCCGCAACGGCUUUAUCAGCGUAAAACCUUGCAUCUUUCUGCCCAGACAAGCUGAAGUAGUAGUACUCUCACCAUAUUAAAAUUACUGACACGUCGGCUAGAGAGGCCCGCUAGCGCUGCUCGUCCGAAUUUUCUCUGUAAAGCAGGCCACAAAUGUUGGCGACUCCCAGAAAUUUUAUUACCCUCUUCGCUGAGCUAGUUAUGGUUGGCCUACAUUGCGUAACACUGCUCGCGAUGUGAACGGCGACCUUCUUAUUGACAGUUCGGCCAAGGCCAAGCGUUGAUGUCAGGUCCUUCUUAACUUUGAUGACUGCUUUUAUCUCGUCACUGGUAGAACUUCGCUUUCCGUUAGCGCCGUAGAAUUCCCUCCUGGAGGACAUUGGCGACGCAACGUUGAGCCUCUGCAACGCCAAGGUUCCCCUGGAGAACAUGAUUCCACUCACAGUCAGUAAGUCUCGUGUCAGCACUGACAUCCUGACUCCAAGAAGUGAUUGAAGAAGCACGGAAAUAUGAGAUCGUUUCCAGUGAAUGAGUAUCUGUCAUCUUUGUGCCUGUCUUUAAGAAGGAAGGUGACAUGAAGUGCGGGAAGUACCACUGUGUCUCUCGUCAGUAUUGACACAUAGGUCAUUGCCCUAAUUAAUUUCAACCACUUCAUUGUGCGUAAUUCACAGACGAGGCUAGGUCAGACCGGACUCCAGCUGGAUGUGGAUAUAUCAACUGAAUAUUCACACGGGCGCAUCACGGAGUAAUGCCAGAGCCACCAGCAACGGGAUGUCGUAUGCUCCCUCCGUUCAUCACGUUUCCCAAUGAUGCUGAUGAGGGUAGACGGUAUGCCGACAAAGACCAUCGCCGUCGUCUGGGCCCUCCAUAGCCUCACCACUGCGCGAUUUUUUCUCCACAAUCUAUCCCAGUCAUAGGAUAUUAGAUCCGGUGUCCGACAAGACUGAAUCUUAUCGUCCAACCAGUUAGCAUUUAUCAGGCAACGAAUGAUCUUCAACGAUGCGGUCGUCCAGUAUUUAGGUUUGUUGUACCAGUCUGCAUGACAAACAGUGACGGGCCUCCCUGUGGCCUGAAAGGUGUUUGGCUCAGCUGACAGUUAGAAUGGGCAAUGCUAUUUAAUGCUUCCUACAACCACUCACUUCUACUAGUACCAUUCUUCUCGCUCCACUAUCCUCCUGCUGUUGCAUCCCCACAAUCUUUCGCUUUUGAUUUGUAUGCCUUCCAUGGGGCUGGCCAGAAUUUCCCUUCAGAUCUCUACACUUAACAGUCAAUUCAUUUUUCCAUCCUAAACGUCCCGUUCAACGCUCGUGCAUGUAUAUAGUCGUUUCCAUCCAACGUUGAUAACUCAACAAGAGCUACCGUGAACUGCGUCAGAACACUUACCUUAGACAUUUUCUGACCUCUAACUAUUUCCGCGGCCAGUUUUUAUGUUGCCAUAAAAACAUGCUUGCGUAAAUACAUCAUUAUGAUUCCCGGAGAAUGUUUUUACAGAAGUGUAAACUACGCGAAACGUGGGACCCAACUCGACUGCGCUUACGGGCAUUUUCCCUCUUAACCCGAUUAACAGAAGGCAACUUUAUAUGAUAUCGGAAAUGCAUUCCACUCAGUGCAUAUCUUUCGGUUCCCGCUUACACUGUUUUUCUUGUCUAGUCUGUCAUCACUCAUGUUGCAACAAAUUAAACUCUCACCUAAGAACUUCGUUUUCGCCUUCAAGUCUAUCAACAGCGAGGUAGGAUUGUCUGUUUUGCCUUUUCCUCACACCAGUUUGACUCACUCCUCAAAAAAACUUGGAAAGCUGCUGCAGAUGCCGGCUUUAUGAACUACAGUGUCCCUACUACGCCCUCAGUUACACCAUGUAAUGUCAAGGGCGCCCCCUUCAUAAUAUUGGUUAGUUGCCUUCCGUUGUUAAUUUCCAUUCUUCGACUCAGACUCUUCCAAGUCGUUUUACUUCCCGAAGAAAACCCACAGUCCCACAAAGGAUUGAUGAACAGCUGUCACCCGAUGGCUUCAAUUUCACCAAGGUGAAACCAAGAGAAUUACUUUUCUCCCUUUGCAUGGAGGUAGUCAAAUAUGUGGGUUCUCGUUUUAUUAAUUCAGGGUACGGAAACUCAAACGGGAGUAGUUCUGACGAAUGUGAGUCCAUUCACCUUUGGACAUUCGCUCUUGGUACCUGACCCGCCAAAGUUGUUUAACCAAGUACUUGCAUAUUUCUGCUAUAUGAAUCUGAAUUUGCCGUCAACAAGGUUAUUCGUAGGCAAUCCCUGGAGUUGGCCUUGGGCUCACUGCUGCAUUCCGCUGACAAGUAAGUCCACCUUGUUCUGAACAUUCGUUCAACACAUUGAGCCAGCAUGUAGCCCGCCGUUGUUUUGAUUUAGCGUGAUUUAUUCCGCAUACGUAACGUUCGAUUGGGUCGACUUUUAUGCCUCCAAACCUCAUCGUCUAAUCGGUAGCCCGGCACCCGUCCGGUAGGGUCCUGCUCUAGGGCCACGCACACUCUGAAAUCUGCAAAUGACUACGACAAAGGCGUUUGUAGCAUCACUGAUGAGGCUUAUGCCGCGGUAGUUCUCGUAAUUUGUUUCAUCUCCCCUCUUGACGACAGGCGCAAGGAUGGCCGAUACCACUUAUCUGUCCAUGCAUGCCCAUGGAGGCAGGACGCCAGAGUAUUGAAUCAAGGUUUACAGACAUCAGCCGGAACACCGUCUUCUCUAGACUCCUUAUUGUUGUGCGGCCUCAGUAUCGCAUCCAUGAUUUCGCUGCAUGAAUGGGAAUCACACAUCACGACGUAGACUGCAGAGGGGUACGACUCUUCUGCGGAGAAGAGCACGAAACUGUAAGCGUUCGAAAAGCUCUGACUGGAGCACUGUAUCAACUACUCCGUUUCCUUCCACAUACAUAGACUGGCCCACUUCCACACCCGCCUGCAUCACAGUAAUCAAUUGUUUCUGUGCACUUCUGACUAAUAAGUCGCGCUCGAAAAUGACUUCCCCCGUCUCCCAACCACAUGGUAGACCCAAUUUUUGGCGCUAGAUAUCAGUCAACUGUGAGUACACUGUUGUUGCUGUUCUUGGUAGGUAGAAAAUUACCCCUCCGCGUCACCGGACCUCGGCAAGUCCGACAAGAGUGCACAAGCCAUAUUCCGGUCAGUCUUGACUCGCCGGAUAAUGGUUAUGUGAUGCGGCCAAAAGGAGGCUUAGCUUCGUGUACUUCCUGGGCCCAAAGUACGAAGGCUUCAAUCGCCCUUCUAACACACCCGUCUAAGAUUCUCUGGUUGAACCAGACGGUAGAUGAACCCCUAAUGGAUGAUGAGCAACAUUCGCUGUAGCUUGAUCCUUUUACGGGUAUCGGAUUUGCAAGAUCAGUGUUCAAUCACACCCGUAGAUGUUAUAGCCGUUGAAUGACCUGCGACUGGUCUUCUCAUCUUGUAAGCCUCCGUUGGGGGCUACUCUACUAUCCACCGUCUGUAAACGCGUCAGGCAGGCCCGCCGCUAGGCUACCUUCUCUUCGUAUCGUACCCUAGAAGGGAGGAAGAAAGUAAGCACCCGGGAGGGCCGGAGUGUCCUUAUUUUUGGUCAUACUUCACAUGUUUGCCCAUUCAAAGAGGAAACUAAUAUUUCGGCUACUUUUGCGUCCUGCUAGUGUGGCCAUCUUACUUUGGUGUUAUUCACUGGCUUCUUCUCCAGCCUCCUUUGCCUGGGUUUCAACAGCCUCCUGGCUCAUGCCUCAGUGAAUCACCUGCACUAUCACCUCUGGUAUUCAAUGGCCCCACUGCACUCUGCUACCUGCGUAUGUUCUUUCUCCCUGCCUUUUCACUUAUUACAUUCAGCCACUGAGAACAAAGCCGGCCCUUCCAGCCUUCAUGGAGUUGCAGCAGCAUUGCGUUGACAACUUUGUUUUCGAAUUCCCAUCCCUUUCCGACUACAAGGAAACUUUGGAGUAAGCACAGUGCACUGUUUCAGGGUCAUAUAACACAUAUAGUGUCCUCAUUGUUGCCUUAAUUGUUCAUCGGAAACCUAGAGACGUCUCUAGGCAUUUUAAAACUCGUUUUUCUGGCAGCCUUAUAUUUUUGUCAGGAUUACUUGACAUGUAGAUAAAGGUGUCUGUGCCUCCCGCUCCCAAUAACAGGGAUCUCGUCAGUAUCGGCCCCGAUCUUACUGACUGACGAAGUACAGUUAGAGACCACUCUCGUGAAAUGUUGGUCGAACUUUUCAAAUGCAUUCUCGACUAAGAAGGAUUGCUUAAGUGGGCUUGUAAUGCUGAUUAUCAUGCAGAAUAAUCCCAAUAUAUUUUAGUCACGCCACUGCCGGAUUUCGAAUGCACUCCUUUUUGGCCGCCCGCAAAAAACAUGCACCACUCCUACUUACUUUGUUCAAAAUCACGUCCUCACAUUUCACGCGCUAAAAAGAUACAUUUAGUUUUUAAAAGGGGUUUUCAAUUCCCCGAUAAUUUUAAGCCUGGUUUGCGUUUUGGGUCUCCAAUCUACUUUCCAUGUAGAGGAAAUUAUAAAUUACUCUCUGCCAUUCAGAAGAUGCAAUAUAAGGCUCAUAACAUUCUGCAGUGGAUGGUGGCUAUGUUUUUUACUUUAUAAGGAGCAUUAACAGACAGAUAUGGUAAUACUUGAAUGGACAUUUCACUGUCUGAAAAAACUGCAAACUUCUUUGAACCGAAAGAUACCCCUUGAUUCAUGUGUAGAACUUGAAGUAGAUGUAAUUUGCUACCAAGUGAUCGUAAAAAUAUUUGUGUGCAUGUUUUCCACAAAAUAUAUUUGAAUUUAUAAGGACAUCGAAAAUCGCUGUGGAAAUUUUGUACUACUUAAGUUGUCGCCUUUUUAUCGAGUGCGAUCGUUGCAGGCGGCUGAAAAGAAGCCCAUUCAAAAGUUGGCAUCCCGAUGCGAUUAGAACAUAUUGGAGUUAUGCUGCCUGGUGAUCAAUGUUAUAACGUCAUUUAAGUAAUCCUUCCUAAUCAGAAAUGCAUUUCAGGAUUUGGUUAACAUUUAAUGAUAUUGGUCACUGACUGUAAGGGAAAUCAACUUUUCAGUGAGGAUUUCUUUUGUGCUCCUCUGCCUUUAGGACACGGGAGCAGGGACGCUCUCCCUCCCCCCGCCUUCUCCAGUAGUACAGGUGGCCUCACGCUAAAUUCCAGGAUAGAUGCCCAUUCCUGUGCCCUAAUAAUAACCAUAACGUGAGCUCCAGACCUAGUCUUAGCACCAACCUUCACCCCACUAAUAAUUUCACUGGAAGUUCCCGUAAAACCCCUUGUGUUACGGGACGUUCCUAUUCCCGUUUUCUCCGGAGGAGGGGGAGCGCGUUAAAGCGGACAUAUAAGAAAUCAUUACCACCCUUCGUUUGUAGGUAUCCGUCGUUGCCUUCUGUUCUAUCGUGUUUUGUCUGCAGUGUUUAUCCUUAAGAGCACAUUCAUCGAUGUCGCUGCCGGCUCCACCGCUCUUUAGCACUCUUCGAUGCCCGAGUUAGCCACUCCAUCCUUCUUACCGUCUUCCUUUAACAUUGAUUAUGGACUAGCUCGGUUGGGAGGCCGUGAAGACAUCCUGUAGCUAGUUUUAAGACACGAUUUCUCUAGCUAAGGCUGUCCACCGGUUAAUCUGCGGCCAUCUGGCUAGCUACGAGAUACAUGACUGCAGACUUCAUUAUUACUGUCAAAGACCUCCACGCUAUACAACUUACUACGUCGCGAGGUUGGCACAGCUGGACAUCCGUAGGGCACAUCUACAGUUCUAGGCGCGAGAUAUAAUUCUCCAGUAACCAAAGAGCUUCUAAAACUUUGAGGGACUCGAUGUUAAACAUAAUCCCGUCAACCGAAUCUGUGGCAUCUUGAGGACCCUAAGGACCACAGUUUUGUGCACUCAACUGAAAUAGUGUUCAGAAAUGUACCGUAGUAUCUGGCGUAGCAUGCGCAUUCAUGCUUCGGAUGGUAACUCUCCACAUGAUUUAUGUCGAAGUAAAGAGUCGCAUCAGUUGCAGUGCGUGCCCACUGGCUGGCGAACGGUAGCCAGCCCAACCUUGAGACCUUAUUACUCUUUCAGUCUGUUCAUAGUGUAGACGCAUGCUGGUGUAUCUGAUUCAGCCUCCCCCAGAACCCACGGCGCCGCAAUACUUGAACGUCUGGCUGACCACUGAUCUAAAGGCAUAGGAUCAGGGAGGCUUUUAAGUAAUUAUAUGUGCAUUAGCAGUCAGUCAAUUUUGGACGUUUGUGAUAAUGCCAUAAUUGUCCAUUUUCGUACUAUUCAUUCACGGUUAGGUAAUUGCCAUCGUCCUAUUCAACGAUUUAAUUUUUCCUCUAUCGACGGUGUCCUUUUACCGUACCGAUCGGUCUUUCUUGAGUGCACAUUCGAGCCUCAGUAAACUGAAUGGAGUCCUCCAUGGAAGUGGUCAAUUGCGUGGACCUUGUGGUGCCCUCUGGGAGAGCCUGCUUAAUCGCUGCCAUAGACAUAUGACAGUGGUCUGAGACAGAUCAAUGGCCACGCCAUAUUAGGGCUAGAAAACGACCAUACAGUCUAUUCAUUUCUCUAGUUACAUUAUACCCAACCGAAGAGUCCCGGCGUCCUUAAAAAAGUCGGUUCUAUCCUGUUUUUUUUCUCCAGACAGCUCUGGCAAGUCAUUGACGCCUGCCAACGACUGAAGAUUGCCCACAACCUCUUCGCUGCGCGCAAUAGCCACGGAAUUCUUCGGGUGGUCCUAUGGCCUCGCCGUUCAGUGUUUGAACCCAAGGCCAUAGGUCCUGUCCCCGGCGCCGUCGCCUCCAGAGGUUACAAUGUUGCUGUGGCUGAACUGGCUGGGAUGAUGGUUGUGGCUGACGAGGCAACGUGUGCCACUCUGAGAGAGAGGGGUGCGCUUGAGGACAUAUUGAUGAACGAGCGUCUGCCGGAUGUAGAACUGGCUGAACUCCACUCACUCCUCUCACAAAAAUCCUGA
Messenger RNA from Spirometra erinaceieuropaei, 10192 nucleotides. The record is from the annotation of a GenBank genome assembly. Lineage: Eukaryota; Metazoa; Platyhelminthes; Cestoda; Diphyllobothriidea; Diphyllobothriidae.